AUGGAAUCCCGAAACCCGCCGGUGCCUUACUCGGCCACACACGCUCCAAGCGCUCCAAGCGCUCCAAGCCACAGCAGCAGCCCGUCGCUGCCCGCCGACACCGACUACGACUGCGACUCUGAAUACAACGAAAAGGACGCUCGCGCCGCCAAGGACAGCGCGCGCACCCACCGUCGAACCCAGGCCGCCCCAGGCCGCGCGCAUGAUUCCGUCCUCUCGCCCUUGUCGCCAAGCGCCUCUGUGCCGCCAAGCCCCAGCAGCAGCAUCUCCAGCCAUGCAGCACGCAAGCACCGCUCCAUAACGGAGAUCCACGAGACCCAGGCCCGUCAGAGCCGCAGCCUGUCGUACCCGCCGCGCGCACACCUGGACCCAGAGAAGGCCGACUACUACGAUUCGCCGCGCGAACACCGCUCGCAGAACCGCGCCUCGCUUCCAGACGCGGCUGCCGUCGUGUACGACAAGAGCGAAUACCACGAGAAAGGCCCCGAAGACAAGGCCUGGCAACUCCUGUUCUACCUCUCCGCCCCGUGCGCGCUUCUCUCCAUCGCAAUCACCUUCUGGACCGUCAUCGCAACCCUGGUCUCGCUUGCGCUCUAUCCCCUGCGCUUCUGCACCAGCCGCCCAUCGCUCUCCGCCCAACUCACUACUUUUCUCGCACCCGCUCUGAACCUGCAACUCCACCUGGUCUACUCGUUCGACGCCUCAGAGAGCUACAGUGUACCCAUGCUACUCGUCAUCCACCUGUUCUCACCCAUCAUCGCAUUCGGUAUCGCCGUUGCUGCGUGGACAGCUGCAGGCUUCUGGUUCUUCUCUUCGAUCCUUGGCGACCCUGGCGGUCACGAUGGCGGCCGCCACAACGAUGGCAAGGAUUGCAUUCUUGGCGUCAGGAAUCACUGGGAAAGAUGGCUUUUGCGAGGCUUGAGAUGA
Molecule: messenger RNA, 927 nt
Organism: Ascochyta rabiei
Lineage: Eukaryota; Fungi; Ascomycota; Dothideomycetes; Pleosporales; Didymellaceae
Exons: 2
Coding region: 1-927 (308 amino acids)
Source: RefSeq, a predicted model, not a curated record